AUGAGUUCUUUUAAAUGUGAAGUUUGCGGCAAUGAGUACAGUUACCGCAAGAUUCUGAAGAGGCAUAUAUCCACAGCCCAUCCACAGAAGCUGAGCGAAAUGAUGCCUCCUGUUACAGAUAAGGAACCUUCGUGUACAUACCAACGCUACAUAUGCGACAAGGAUUUUACUUGUAAAAGUAGUUUAAAACGCCACCAACAAAAUAUUCAUGGCCAACCGCAACAGCAAGGGUUUAAGUGUACAAUGUGUGCAUUUGAAACCGAUUCAAAAAAGUGCUGGAUCGAUCAUUUUCAGUCUGCACACGGAUUAUGUGUGAAACCAGAAGCCCUGGAAUUCUCCAGUGAAGAAGAAUUUUUAAAAUGGAAAGAAGAAAUGGAAUGUGCUACACAUUCCAAAUUCAUUAAAAGCUGUGGCACUAAAUUUUACGAUGAGGGCCCCACAUGUUAUUACGUUUGCCAUCGCUCAGGUCAGUUUACCUCCAAAGGUGAUGGGAGAAGACAUCUGAAAUUGACAGGAAGCAACAAAAUUAAUGGCAAGUGCCCUGCAGAGAUUAAAGUGCAGUACAAAGAAGGAAAAUGCCACGUAACUUUUGUGUCCACUCACGUUGGUCACGAUCUGGACCUAAGUCAUCUCAACCUGACGGAAAAAGAACAGAUGAAGAUAGCUGAGGACAUUGCUGCAGGAAUCCCAUUUCCUACUGUCCUCCAAAAAAUUCAAGAAACAGUGCAGAGUUCGAAUUUGAAGAGAGUGCAUCUUACAACGAUGCAGGAUUUGCAUAAUAUUGCAGCUGCGUAUAACCUGUCUUCAAAGUCAGUCAGACAUUCAAAUGAUGCGAUCAGCGUGGAAGCUUGGGUGCAAGAAGUGCAGCAAAGUGACAAUCCAUGUGUAUUGUUCUAUAAGCCUCAAGAAACAAUUAAUGAUCUGUACCCUGAACUGAAAAGUGAAGACUUUGCAUUAAUUAUAAUGAACAACGCACAAGGCGAAAUAUUAACAAAAUAUGGAGGUGACUGUAUUUGUGUCGAUGGAACUCAUGGCCUAAAUGGCUAUGAUUUUGAAGUUACAACAUUACUUGUACUGGAUGAUAUGAGGCAAGGAUUUCCAUGUGCUUUCCUCAUAUCUAACAGGAAUGACUCAGAUGUUUUGAGUAUAUUUUUCAAUUGUGUUAAGUCUCAGGUUGGACAGAUUUCCCCAAAAGUAUUCAUGACGGACCUGGCAGAAUCGUAUAGUAUCGCUUGGAACAAAACAAUGGGACAUCCUGAAAUGAGAUUUUUCUGUACCUGGCACGUCGAUAGAGCCUGGAGGGCCAAUAUUAAGAGCAAAAUUAGAAGUUCGGACAAGAGAAACGAGGUGUACAAACUUGUUAAAUCGUUAAUGCAGGUAAGAGAUGUUGCUGUGUUUCAAGAAUCGUUGGUAAAAGCAUUGCAGAAACUCAACAGCGAUCCAGAGACUUCAGAAUUUUUUCACUAUUUCAAGACGUAUUAUGAAAAAAAUGUGAAGUGUUGGGCAUAUUGUCAUAGGAUGCGAUCCGGACUCAACACAAACAUGCACCUGGAGAGCAUGCAUAAGACAUUGAAAUAUAUACAUGCUAAUGCAAAGCAGGUAAAACGUUUGGACAAAGGUAUAUCUGCUUUGAUGUCGCUUGUAACAGCAAAGCUGUUUGACAGGCUCAUUGUCAACGUGAAAGGGAAGCUAACAAGUAAAAUGAAAAACAUUCGCCGUAAACACAAAUGCAGCAUUCUGAUGAAUAAGGACUCAAUUAGGAAGGUAGGCAGAGGUUGGGAAGUACCAGCCACAAAAUCACAUGAAGUUUACCUUGUACAAGAAAAUAAUAUCUUCUGUAACUGUAAAUUAGUGUGCACUGACUGUAAAGUGUGCAUUCAUAGGUAUUCCUGCACGUGUAUUGAUUAUAGCAUUAAGUUAAAUAUGUGCAAGCAUAUACAUAAUGUUUGCCAACUAGACAGUACAGAACAAAAUCCUUUUGAAAUUUCUGAAUUACAAGAUGCAGUAGCUACAGAUGUUGGAGAUAUGUCUUGCAUUAAUGAGAAAGAAGUGAUUUUGAAGCAAGUAAGUGGAAAUGCUAAUUCCUGCACCCCAGAAGCAUUGGCAGAAGAGAAGAGAAAAAUUAUUUCUAGGUUUUCAGAAAUUGUUUCUGGUAUGUCAGCUACUGAAGUUCAGCUGGCUAACAAAAUGGUGACUUCGUUGAAGGUUAAUGUAGGUGCUGUUCGCACCAGUAGUGGUAUCUCUUUCAUUAGCCCACAAAGAAGUCUCAAGAGGAAUCUUUUGCCCCAGAGGAGGCUGUUUUCAACAAAGAAGACAAGUUCCUCAAAACGCAUAUCCAUGGCAGUUCCUAAUGCAGAAGAAACCAACAACAUCCUGAGAACACUUCUGGAUGAAGAUUUAUAG
Messenger RNA from Schistocerca piceifrons (Central American locust), 2403 nucleotides. RefSeq lists its product as uncharacterized. Lineage: Eukaryota; Metazoa; Arthropoda; Insecta; Orthoptera; Acrididae. The transcript has a single exon. The coding region runs from base 1 to 2403 and encodes 800 amino acids. The record is from RefSeq and is a predicted model, not a curated record. Gene Ontology annotation, molecular function: zinc ion binding.